AUCAAACGUCAACUUUUGUCUUGUUCUUCUAGCUCUAGCAGUGCUGUCAAAAAGUAAAAUAAACAUUUUGUUGGUUUACCUAUCUUAUUUUAUUUUCAAUGUGAUUCCAUCUAAACUAUACAAAAUAUUCGUAGAUCGUUAAUAAGUUCAAUAUGAUAGUCUGACGUCACACGACUCUGAACAGUUCAUUUAUUUACUUGUGGAAUCUUCUGCCUUUGCGAUGUUUAACCCCGAUUUUAAUGACUACCAAUUGACUUCGAUAAUCACUGAGAGUUCUGGGGGAGUAGCGGUAGUGUACUCAGCACUUUACAAGCCUAAUAAGCAGCAUGUUGCCGUUAAAAGAUACUUCGUUGAUAAUAGCAAGGAAAAUGCUAAUCUGAUUCAGCAAGACAUCUUAACCCGCAAAGAACUGCAGCAUCAGAACAUUCUUCCAUAUUUGACUUCUUUUGUCCAUGGCCAAGAACUGUAUGUAGUGUCUCCUCUGAUGACAUUUGGGUCCUGCCGAGAUGUCCUGGACCGGUACUUCCAUGAGGGCUUGCCUGAACUGGCCUGUGCUAUAAUACUGAGAGAUGUGCUCCUAGCAUUACAAUACUUGCAUAAACAGUUGUAUAUACAUAGAAGCGUCCGGGCGUCGCACGUGCUAUUGAGCGAAAACGGCAGCGUGCGUCUGUCGGGGCUGCGCAGCGCGGCGCCGCUCGUCCUGCGGGGGCGCCGGCAGCGCCGCCUGCACACCCUCCCCCCGCCCGACCCCGACAACGCCAACCUCAUGUGGCUCAGCCCGGAGCUGCUGGAACAGAAUUUAAAAGGAUACGACGAGCGCUCGGACAUCUAUUCGCUCGGUGUCCUAUGUUGCGAGCUCGGCAACGGCGCCGUACCCUUCGCGGAGGUCCCCACCACCCUCAUGUUCACUGAGAAAGUGCGCGGUUCGCGCCCGCAGCUGCUCGACUGCUCCACCUUCCCGCAACCCGCGGCUCACGAGGUGAAAAAUAUGUACAAUACUGACCCCGGCGUGGGCGACAGCGCGGAGUGCGGCGUGGCGCGUCUGCGCGCACUGUACUCGGCGCGGAAACUGUCCGACGCCUUCCACCAUCUCAGCGAGCAGGCGCUGCAGAGGGACCCAGAAAAAAGGCCGUCGGCGGCGCAGCUCCUUAACCACCAGUUCUUCAGGCAAAUCCGCAAGACUGACUUCCUGCCUAGCCUCAUCGGCCGCGUCAAGCCAAUCAAGCCUGACCAAGGUGACAUGUCCGCUCUGCUUUUACAAGAGAAAAUGUCCGAAAUGGAGAUAGAGAAGACGACGGAAUGGGAUUUCUAAAACAUACUACUGACAAUACGAGUAUGGGAACAUAGCUCUGCCACUUAGGGCCGAGUCGCGUAUAUGUCUAUCGGAUAUGUCUAUCAAUUACUAGUAUAUUAAUAGAACGUAAAUCAUCUCGUCGGUUGUCUGACGUGAGUAUUGAAAAUAUUUGUAUUGAUUAUUUAUUUGCUCGUAUAAUUAGAAUUAUUGUACAUUUCAUGUGAUCUUUAUGAUAAGACAUUCUUGCCUCUGUUAUCUGCCAUUCACCUUUGCGCAUUGGGCCUGAUAAAAACUCGUUUUAACCUCCUAACUUGAAGAUUAUAUAAAUUAUGCACCUACAAUAUUAACCUAAAAUGAUCUACAUAUUUACUGAAAAAAUGGAACACAUUUUUUUUAUAAUUACUGUCUUUGGCAGAAGUCUCUUUAGUGAUUCUGUAUUUAUUUAUUUUCACAAAAUCAAAAUUUAUUGAUAAUUCUGUUAACGUAAAUUGCAUAGACAUGGUAAAAAUAAUGACGUGUCCAUGUUCUGAAUUUUAUAUUAGGCAAGCAUAACAAAGUGGAUCCACAAAAAAAACAACAUUAAACACCGCAAAAAAAAAGUAUCGCAAUUAUACUAUACUCCAAACGCAAUAUUUCACGAACAUAACAAUAAUUUCCUAAGUACAUACAUUUAGUACUCUCGCUGACGUGUGAUGUGAUGUGACGUAGCACUGGUCGCCAUUUUUUUAUUUAGAGUCUAUUUGAGAAUCCUGAUAAUGCCUUCUAGACAUUAGAUCCUUGCAAAUAGUCCACAGGCCAGGCGCAAAUUUCGUCUGUCAUCGUAUCCCGGGCGAUAACUCAUAGAGCAGUUAAGGGAAUUGAGUUAUGAAGCUUCGUGAACAUCAGCUGCCACUCCGUCAGUGGGUUGAGGAACGACAGCCACCGAAACUUUAUCAGAUGAUUGUUUAGAUGCUACCUACUGUGAAUUAAAAAUAAUCGUCACUUGGUUGCAUCACGGUGGAAAGACCGUCAGCUGGUCACAUAAAAAAAUUGGUUAAGAAGAUGCAUAAUGAAGCCAUGAAACGGAGCGGCAGCUGACGUCUACGAGAGUAUCACUUUACGUGUUAUCAUCCCGGAUGCUUUUGGUCCUGGAAAUCUGCUCGCGGGCUAUACCUUUGUAUAAACAAGUUCAAUAGGGAAUAUUAGGCAAAGGUCUGCGUAGGUGGCACAACUAGCACAUACAGUAAACAAACAUCAAUGACACAUCAUCACUACGUCAAUCACAUGGCCUACCGUGAAACACGACAAUCGAAACUUCGGUUUCUGCCUCUCUAUCACGCUUGCAUAUUCGAGCGAUAAAGAGGCAGAUAACUAAAUUUCGAUUAUCACGUUUACCGGUAGGCCCUUGUUAACAAACCGCCUUGAUACAUCAAUGUCAUAUUUUAUUGUCUGUGAAAACUUGUCAAAAAACAGUUUAAGGCACAGUAUUUAUAAGUUAGUCUAUGAAUUUACUAGAGUCGGUAGUGCUGCACUCUGGCGGCAGAACAUUGCAGUAAUAUCCCCUAUUGAGACACAACUCUAUUGUUAAGAUAAGUGAAAUUAUUUUAAUUUCCAACCGCGACCUUUGCAUUUGUGAAUUUUAAAUCUUCUUCUAUUCCAUUUAAAUUCUAUAAGAUUCGAUUUGAAUUUAUAUACCUAUGUAAAACAAGCGACCCGCCCCUGCUUCGCACGGGUUACACAAAACCUUAACAAAUUAUACUCCUAAACCUUCCUCAACAAUCACUCUAUUGAUAAGUGAAAACCGCAUGAAAAUCCGUUCAGUAGUUUUCGAAUUUAUCGCGAACAUACAUACAUACAAACAGACAGACAGUGUAGAGAUGCACAUGGGGUAAAUUAAAGCGUCGGUUUCAUACUCGGUUAAAUUCAACUUUCUCAUUAAACUCGUGUGGAAUAGGUACUACACUACUAAGUAUAUCGAUGGGAAAUUUGUGGAGUAAGUGUAUGGUGUUAUAAUAAUACUAUUUAAUAUAAUAUUUUAAACUUACGCGUUUUGAACACAUAUUAACUCACAUUUAUAGACGGGUCUAACGCGAAUUUUAUUCAAUUACCUUGAUUUACCGACGUUUCGACACAGGUUUCACUGGUCGUGGUCGCGGCUGACUGAUGUCCCAGCAAAAUGUCAAAACAGAGAUUUGUGCAACUACCCGACGAAAAGUGUAUGGAAAAGUUUGGGGUAGACAUCACAUUUUCAAACCACCCACUACACAUAAUGUUAAUUAUUGUCAAUAGUCCGACACGCAACACUCACAAUAUCCACGCACCCGUCCGAAGUUAGAUCCUUUGGCUUUAACUUCUUCCUUCUUUUUUUUUUUCUUUUUUUUUUGGCUUUUCCAUACACUUUUCGUCGGGCACAAAUCUCGGUUUUGACAUUUUGCUGGGACAUCAGUCAGCCGCGACCACGACCAGUGAAACCUGUGUCGAAACGUUGGUAAAUCAAGGUAAUUGAAAAAAAAUCGCGUUAGACCCAUCUAUAAAUGUGAGUUAAUACUAUUUAAUAUUGUUUACUUGUUGUACCUACUCAUUUGAGACAAUAUGAUGAUGGCGAUGUUCGCCAUAGUAUAAAUAUAUACCUAGAACAAUAUUGUAAUUUGAUACCUACCUGUAGUUGUUGCCACUGUGAUUAUUAAACAAAUUUUGUUG
Molecule: messenger RNA, 3973 nt
Organism: Cydia splendana
Lineage: Eukaryota; Metazoa; Arthropoda; Insecta; Lepidoptera; Tortricidae
Gene: Stlk
Product: STE20-related kinase adapter protein alpha
Exons: 7
Coding region: 221-1312 (363 amino acids)
Biological process (GO): protein phosphorylation; activation of protein kinase activity; protein export from nucleus
Cellular component (GO): serine/threonine protein kinase complex
Molecular function (GO): ATP binding; protein serine/threonine kinase activator activity; protein kinase activity
Source: RefSeq, a predicted model, not a curated record